Paramormyrops kingsleyae is the source of this 5817-nucleotide messenger RNA. It is a transcript of the gene uhmk1, whose product is annotated as U2AF homology motif (UHM) kinase 1. Gene Ontology annotation, cellular component: nucleus; neuronal ribonucleoprotein granule. The record is from RefSeq and is a predicted model, not a curated record. NCBI's taxonomy places the organism in Eukaryota, Metazoa, Chordata, Actinopteri, Osteoglossiformes, Mormyridae. Gene Ontology annotation, molecular function: RNA binding; protein serine/threonine kinase activity; ATP binding. Gene Ontology annotation, biological process: peptidyl-serine phosphorylation; positive regulation of translational initiation; regulation of protein export from nucleus.
CCCCCGGGCCCCGUAGCUCUUUCGUUUCCGGGAAAAUGGCCGCCCAAACAAACCCGGGGGCAUUCAGCUUAUUUUUCCCCUUAAUGUUUUAGGGAAUGUCGAAAAGCUAAAGGCAGUAAUAGGCGUCACGGGAAAGGAGCUCGUUGCUCCUUAAAAACUACUUGAUUAAUGUGACGAGUCCCGGCGAACUAUAUGCUUAAGCGGCGGAUUCAGAUGUGCCGGGGACACCGCCGCUGCCGCUGACAGCUCAGUAAUGCUACAGACAUCUAUAAAUAUAAAGGACGAGUGUCUGAGCAUGGUAAAACUACUGAUAUUUCACAGUUUACCCAAAACUCAAAAGUCAGGGUGUUAAUAAUGUGUACUAUUGACUGCAGUCGGGUGAGCUAGCUAGCUAGGCCGGUUACCCGGUCUAUACACGCACGAUGGCUGGCCGCAGUUCGGAAUCAAACGGCGACGAGGGCAACUCACGCGGCAGUGCAGAGCAGGCGAUGAAGCCGGUGUUUUUCGAGAUCUUUGGGGAAAUGUGGAAAGUGCAGGCUCGCCUCGGCCAGGGCGUCUCUGCCUCCGUGUACCGCGUCAGCUCUGGGAGAGCCAGCCUGGCCGCCGUGAAGGAAUUUCAGGUGGACGCGCAAGGCGGAGAUUACGGGUAUCACAAAGAGAGAUCGGUGCUGGAAGAUAUUCAAGGGCGUAAAAACAUCGUUACUUUAUAUGGGGUUUUCACCAACCACAACUCUGUGGGCGUGGCGACUCGCUGUUUGCUGCUAGAGCUGCUGGAUGUGAGCGUGUCUGAGCUGCUGGUGAGGGCCAGCAAUCAGGGCCAUUCUAUGUGGCUCAUCCAGCACUGCGCCCGGGAUGUGCUGGAGGCCCUAGCUUUCCUGCACCGAGCGGGCUACGUCCACGCUGACCUUAAACCGCGCAAUGUCCUGUGGAGCGCCGAUGACGAGUGCUUCAAGCUCAUAGAUUUUGGGCUCAGCUAUAAAGAGGAACAUCAGGAUGUGAAGUACAUCCAGACGGAUGGCUACCGGGCCCCUGAAGCGGAGCUGCAGAACUCGCUGGCCCGGGCCGGCAUGGAGGGGGACAGAGGCUGCACCACGGCCAUCGACCUGUGGAGUCUAGGAAUCAUCUUAUUGGAAAUGUACUCAGGAAUCAAACUGAAGGAAACUGUUAGAUCUCAGGAAUGGAAGGAUAAAAGUUCUGCGAUAAUAGACCACAUUUUCGCUAGUAAAAUUGUGGUCGGUCCAGCGAUACCGGUUUACCACCUACGAGACCUUAUCAAAAGCCUCCUCCACAACGACCCGGCCCAGAGAAGCACAGCGAAGGCAGCCCUUUGCAGCCCCUUCUUCAGCAUUCCCUUCGCUCCUCACAUCGAAGAUCUGGUGAUGCUUCCCACGCCAGUGCUCCGCCUGCUGAACGUCAUCGACGACAGCCACCUUCACAAUGAGGAGGAGUACGAGGACAUCGUAGAGGACAUGAAAACGGAGUGCCAGAAGUAUGGUGCCGUGGUGUCUCUGCUGAUCCCCAAGGAGAAUCCAGGAAAAGGCCAGGUUUUCGUCGAGUAUGCAAACGCUGGCGACUCCAAAGAAGCCCAGAGACUGCUGACGGGACGCACCUUUGACGGGAAGUUCGUUGUUGCCACUUUUUACCCGCUGAGUGCCUACAAGAGGGGCUACUUGUACCAGACAGUGCAGUGAGCCUGCAUGUGACCGGGGGUCCUCAGAGCAGAACUGGGGCAUCCUCUGAUAUAUGCAAGGCCAAGCUGCCAGGGAAGUGGGCGCAGGGUUGCAUGCAUCAUCGCAUUUCACACAGGUCUUUGGAGCUGGCAUUCAAUUUUAGCAAUUGCAGAUGUUUAAUUAAUGUCAGGUGAUGCCCAAAUCAUUUAGACUUUGGAAAAAGACAUGCAUAUUUAUGUUGCUGCUUUGGAAAACAAUUAAUGUAAAGAAUUAGUGCUUUGAGCUGUAUUCUGAGAGGUCCAGUCUCGGACAUUCAGAACAAGACCCGAAUGCGAUGGUCGCCCAGCCCUGCGUGUGCUUGCUCGACUCACUGUUCAGUCUCGUCACUGAUCCGUCGCAUUAAGUGACUCAUUUCAGCACAGCAUCUAGUUACAAUAAACAUGCACAACAUUUAGCUUCCCACUGUACUGAGGAAAUGACAUCAAACCAUGUGUAGCUUGUACCGUUUGUAGCAAAGGUUUUAAUAAUGUGAAUCCACACAUCGCAAUUCUUCCACGCUCCUUAAAUGGGGGGAGGCUUAUUAUGGACACAGAGAUAUUUUUGGUUUUUGGGACAGUCACAGCUUAUGGGGCAGGCUUUCAGAUCUCCGUGGGGUUGAUCUGUUUGCUAGGGCUCUGCCUAAGAAACGGUGGUAGAUUUACACACCAAACCCACCGCACGAAAAAAACAGUCUAAAACCAGUAUGACUAACUGUGUCCAAAGGCCUUUCACAGCACAAAUGCACAGUGAUUCUGUGGCACGAUGCCCAGCACCGUUUAUUGGUCACAUAGAUGACAGGUCUUUGAAAGAGGAUGAAUCUCCAACGGAAACGCAAAGUAGCCUCCAGCGGUCCGUGCUUUCAGAAAGUAUUAUGCUAUGGAAUAAUCUUUGCAAAUUAAAACUUGAAUCUAGCAGUUCAAAAUGCACGUCCCGUCUGAACUGUUCACCUAAGACACUUUGAUAAAUCUGUGAUCAAUCCUUUUUUUUUGUUUGUUUGUAUAUUUCAGUGAACCAAAUACAGCAGAAACUAUUUUCUUAUGAAAUCCUAGGGAUGAAAAAAAUGUUCAUCCCUGGAUUUGUAGUGUAUGUGCUGAUGCGUGAGAGUGUGGGAGAUUCAACAUGGCUGUGUCAACAUCACUGUUCUAGCUGUUUGCAGAUGACCUGUGGAGAGAUUUCCAUGUUGCACAGCUAUUUAUCAUAUAGCAGUUGAGGCUGUAUUCUUUAAGAACAUGGAGAAAUUCCCCAAUAUAUUUGCUGUUCUUGUACAAAUAUCUGAAGUAUCUUUUUGAAAUGAAAAUUCCACCUUUUGUAUCUGACUUUGGGCUAAACAUCUUUCUCUGAUUAACUCUUAUGCUUUCCAAAUACACCUUAACCUAGUUAUACUUAAGUAAUAUUAACUAAAGGCUUGAUAGAUGUCUCAUUAAAUUACUCCAUCCUUCCUGCUAAGCACAGAUAAUAGGUUCAGUAAGUGGAUAGCUUAUAAGGUUAGUCUUGUCAUAAAUUACUUGUGUUUUCCGUAAGGUUAUAUUUUAAUAUUCAAGUAUUUUAGCUUUAGGUGUGGACAUUUAUUGAACAUUUCUCAGAACAUUUGAACAUGAACUUUGGCACUUUUCUUAGGUCCCAUUCAUUGGUACUUGAUUUCCUGAUUGCAGGGCUAUGAUUGUGAAAGGUGACUACUGUUUAUUUUUCAUUUUUUAAGGUAUGAACAAAGCAGCCACUCCCUGUAAUCUAGGGGAACCUGGCAGCAAGUCUGAUGUGUGAUUAUGUGCUAGUGAUCAUAAACAUGCCAUGUUGCUAGAAUUUAUCAUCAACACUAUUUAUCUGCAUCUCAGUGUGAAGUUUGAAUAUUUCAUAUUUUAAAAUGUAGCACUUAGUCUUAAUAUCGGUUUAAAGUAUUUAUCAGUCAGCAGAAUUGCUCUGGGGUGCACAGUAGGUCAGGAAGUUGGUGCCUCAACUUUCCAUGCCUGGGGGGGGUUGAAUCUCUAUUCUCUCCCCAUUUUCUAGGUACUUCAGUUUUCUGCCUCCCCAGUCCAAAGUUGGGGUGAAGUGCUGGGUGUGUGAAUCGGCCAAUGCAUGCCUUAUGACUGACCUGUAGGGGGCGUAUCUGUCUUCACUGUGUGAGCCUCCAAAAGACAAUCUCCACAACUGUAAGAGGAAAGAUAGUUCGCCCACUUAGACAACACAGAUUAAAAUUUAAAGUGACUGUUUUUGAUUCCAGAGACAGAUCAUGUCUUGGUGGUUUUAAUUUGAGAAACACCAUUUAAAGGAGAAAAUGUAUACAGUUUUUUCCCCUCUGGCACAAACUUUAUGCAAGGAGACAGUUUGUAUCGUUCACUGAUUAGGUUCAGGCACCGCUGGUUGACUGGAUGACUUGACUGGAUAAUAUCACUCUUGUGUAAGAUUCACAUGAUUUAUUAACUGUUGUGCAACGAUCUGCAUAACCAUAGGCAUCGUUAGGGAUGAUUCUGUGUGAAUAUUAGGGUGGAAUGUUUACAUAUUCAGAAUUUUGUGGAAUUUAACAUUUGAGAAAGUUAAUAUUUUGUUUUGAUCACCUUCAGAUAGUCAUUUUUCCACUAUUAUUGUUGUUGUUAUUAUUAUUAUUGUUGUUGUUAUUAUUAUUAUUAUUAUUAUUAUUAUAUUAAUACUACUACUAUUAGUUGUAGGAUGAUGUUUGCACUGCUUUGGGUAAAAACCAUUUUCUUACAAAACUGACAAGCAGUCAGCCGCCACAAUGGUGUGCGAGGCCUGAAAAUAACAGGAAACACUGCCAAAACAUCCCACGUAAUGCAUUUCUGAACUAAUGUUUAUUUCUAACCAUAUGAGAAACUUGCUAUGGAAGAGAUGCUCUAUUAAUAGAGGUUGAAAACUCGUCAUGAUAAAAUGAAGAUUUAAAUAAAAAGGCCAGGUCUGGGCGUAUGGGUUCCCAGUUACCAGGUGAUACGGGCUGUUUGUGUGAAGCUCUCUGCUCCUCCUGUUAGCAUGAAAACAGGCUAUACCACAGAUAAUGUGAGUAGGCGAGAGAGACUGCAGAAAUCCAUCCUGCAGCUUCUUAAACGGUGACAUCAGCUUUGGACAAAGAUGGAGAUGUGUCUUAAUGGAAAAGCAGCGCGAUGACAUUGAAGGGAACUUUCAUGUGGUCAGUUGUCAUAUACAUAGAGUGGCCUAGCAAUCAAUUAAAGUUAUACACAGGUGUGUUUCCUCUUGUCAUAGUGCUUUAACUUUUUUAAUUUUUUUUUUUUUAGUAAAUUUAAGGUUUAAAAUGUUUAGUUUUUUUAAAUUUCAUUUUAAAAAUCAGUUUUUUUUAGUUUAAACAGAGAAGCAUAUUGACUACAGCUGUGAAGUCUCAUUGAUAUCCUAUUUACUUUAGCUUGUUGUUGGUACGAUAGUUGAUAGUUUGAGGAAGAAAUAGCGAUGGCAAAAUGAAUCUUCUUUGAACCAUUUGCUGUAUUCUCUAACCCUACUGACUCAAAGAACCCCCCCAAAGCAAAAUAAGUACACCAUCUUGUGGGGCAUAAAAAUACAACAAAUGGCUCAAUGAAGCAUAGUUUGGUCAUCACUAGGGAAGGUUUGGAGACUUCUACUUAGUUAUCACUAUGUUUGGUGGAAAACAAUAUUUUAUGAAGGCUCAUGUUUGGCUCAUUAGUACGGUACAGUAAUAUGUUUUGAAGAAAAGUACUGCCAGAUGUUCUGUUGUACUAAAAGCCAAGAAGUGAUGUCCGGAAAGUUCCAAGCACUGAUAGGGUGUCGACCUGGGAGGGGUGGAAGCGGGAGGCAAGGUCAUGUGAUUCCUCAGUUGUGAAGAUGCUGGAAGAGCGUGGCGUGUAACGGCCCAGCCGGGGUUAACAUUUUAUUGUAUAUGUAUUAUAAUGCUUGUUGAGAUCUGUGUGUUGAGAUCUGUAGUUGUUUGUGAUUAUCCAUGAAUUGGAAGUCCUCAUUCAGUCACCAAGCUUGUCUGCAUUGUGCUCCAGACUUGCAUAUAAAACAUUUUAUGACUGAUUGAUUAUUUGUUGUGAAAAUGCUUUACUGUGAUUAAGGGCAAAAAUCCUCUCCUUUUCUGCAGCGGAGAAGGAAAAAAAAAAAGAAUACUUUUAUAACAUUUUACAUGUGG